ACGGCCUUCGGAUUAGCUAUGUUGCUUCCACUGGACAAGGAAGUCUUGUUUGGGCUCCUGUGUGUAGCUUGUGUCCCUGGCGGAGGGAUCAGUCAUGUGGCGGUAAUCAUCGCGGAUGGAGAUGUUGCUCUAAGUCUCACUAUGAAUCUAAUCAACGUGGUCGCCAUUUUAGCAACUGCUCCGCUAUGGAUUUUUGUGCUGGGCCAGUACUUCCAGUCCGAUACGAACGCCGCACUCAACCCCCGGGUCGUCCCCAUCUACUAUUUUGAAAUUUGGUUUGUUGCGGUCUUCCUGGCCUACUCGGCGGGCCUAACUAUCAAACACAUGCGACCUCACAUCGCCGACUCCAUCCUCAUGUGGCUGAUCAAACCGUUUUUGUUGCUGGCAAGUAUCCUGUACAUAACUUUGGGAGUCUACAUCAACAUGUACGUAUUUGAACUGGUCGUCGGGUACGCACUGCUCAGCUCCAUGUUGCUUCCUCUGUUUGGUUGUAUUCUCGGAGGGCUCCUGGCCACCAUUUGCAGACAGAAGUACUCCGUCAUCAAAACAAUCGCUCUAGAGGCCUCUAGUCUGAACUGCCUGGUCGUCAUGGUAGCGCUGAGGUUUUCCUUGAAACAACCAGACGCCGAUCUAGCUGCUGUCAUUCCUAUAUGGGUCAUGUUUACGAUCCCUGGAUUUUUUGUCUUCCUGGCUAUAUGCAAUAAAGUGAAAGGAAUUCUGCUUCAUUUCUGGAAGAAUAGAAACAAUAAAGAGAGCGACGUGCUCAGCUCCUCCAAGGCGUAUUCUAUAAGUUCGUCGGUGGUCAGCCCGCCUGCGACCACCACGCUUUCUGCUCCGUUGGUCACCACAGAUGGACUAGACGACGAUGCAACAAUUAGUACAACUAGUAAUCAAAAAGUUACAGUUUUGUAG
Messenger RNA from Candidula unifasciata, 912 nucleotides. The record is from the annotation of a GenBank genome assembly. Lineage: Eukaryota; Metazoa; Mollusca; Gastropoda; Stylommatophora; Geomitridae.